Messenger RNA from Lasiosphaeria miniovina, 782 nucleotides. RefSeq lists its product as uncharacterized. The record is from RefSeq and is a predicted model, not a curated record. The transcript has 6 exons. NCBI's taxonomy places the organism in Eukaryota, Fungi, Ascomycota, Sordariomycetes, Sordariales, Lasiosphaeriaceae. Bases 1 to 633 code for a protein of 210 amino acids.
AUGUCGGAUGCGUCGGACCACAAUGGCUUCGAAAACGAGCUCAGCUUCCGUGGUGGCCGUACCUCGAUCCGCCGCAACAAGGAGAAAGACAUGAUCGCCCAUAUUCCACACCGCAUCCGUUACGAUGGAAUUCCCUCCAUCCGCCCGAUCCCUGAAUUCUCAGACCAGAUCCGGCACCUGGCCAUCCACCCUACAAUCUUGAACGAGUCGUCAGGAGAUCUGCGCCGAUCCUUCGCUGCUUUUGAUAACCUAAAGACUACCUACCUAACUUCUCCUAAUCAGGAGGUUCACCAUUACGAAGUGGAAGGCACCAUUACGAAGUGGAAGGCCCAAAUGAUGCAGAAGAUGAUUUGUCCCCGCCGUAAACUCAUUUUUGAGUUAUCGACGAGAAGCAAUAACUUCGCCCAACAAAUCGCGCAGACGUCGAGACCGAACUCGAGGCCCGAGGUAUUAGCCGGGUCCGGCCGCCCGCCGCCCGCCGAGGAUGAUGGCUGCGUCUGGGAACUCAACAAUGUUGGACUCGUACGGGUGAUCUACGUGCCGUUGUAUGUGAUAGCGGCUUACGAGGGCAAUGGAGACAUGAUGCAACAACGCAUAAAUGGCCUCGACAAGACUCUAGAAUUGCAUGCUUGACAAACCCAAACCACGGCGUCACAUUAGAUAACUGCCGUUAGUCAGUCAUGAGUAAGAGAAGGGCCUUGGCUGAGUUCCAUCAUCCCGCUGGUCGGGUGGGAAUUUUAACCGCGCAUAAACACCCCUGCAGAAUGCUGCAGUCAGUCCCG